Messenger RNA from Agrilus planipennis (emerald ash borer), 1834 nucleotides. RefSeq lists its product as uncharacterized. Gene Ontology annotation, molecular function: DNA-binding transcription factor activity, RNA polymerase II-specific; RNA polymerase II cis-regulatory region sequence-specific DNA binding. The record is from RefSeq and is a predicted model, not a curated record. The transcript is spliced from 5 exons. The coding region runs from base 1 to 1665 and encodes 554 amino acids. Lineage: Eukaryota; Metazoa; Arthropoda; Insecta; Coleoptera; Buprestidae. Gene Ontology annotation, biological process: regulation of transcription by RNA polymerase II; DNA-templated transcription.
AUGAUAAUUUGCAAAUUCGCAAGUCACUUCGAAGUGACUCAGGAAAUUUUCCUGUUUAUUGCACGAUGGUCCGAAACGCUGUUGAAUCCCUCUCAUGUGCUUCGUGGCGAGAAAUUGAAGAAGGAUCGUAUGACCUCUGCAAACCCUUAUUUGCAAAAUUGCGCACCUCUCGAGAAGUCCACCCAUUGGGGCCAGUACAAAACAAAAUACAACAGUGCCACCCAAUUAAACGUUUCAGAAAAAACGUAUCAACCGUAUCAACCACAUACAAUGACGAUCAUCAACGAUCAAACCAGUCCCCAAAUAAGUCCCACAUUACCAAAUCUACAGUUAGAUAUGGAAAUAUUCUCCGAUCUAAGUACAUACUGCAAACAGCCAACAACUGUAACUACAUCACAAAGUAUACAAAACAGUCAGGAUGAACUAAACACACCGGUAUUUGAACAUAAGGCGCCAUUUGACUUUGAUCGCCAAACAAAUGUCGGUUCCGAUAAUACCAUUCUGUCUAUGGAGAAUCCACAUAUUUGUAAAGUAAAACGUGAAAUAAAUGAUCAUGAAAACAUCGUGCUUGUAAACGAAAAUAUUACGUAUCCAGUCGGAGAACUAAGCGGUGUUGCAAAUAAUUUAUUUUCUUAUUGCACAAACACGUCUGCAAAAAGCUCCGACGAUAAUACUAGUAUAGUAACCAACAGUCCGGAUUUAGACUCUUAUACUACUGUCUUGUCUCCGGACGAAGUAGAUUAUUUUUCUUAUAAUAAAAAACCAACACUAACCCCUGUCAAAUCAGAAUUUAAGACCAGUAAUUGUCACUAUUUAAAUACUGAGACGUUAAUUACAACUGAAGAUCCUAAAAUGAUUGAAGCUACGUCGUCAGCUAAUUUUCCAACACCAGAGAGCAGCAGGGAAUCUACACCAGCUCUAAAGUUUGACUUUUCACAAAAAUUCAACAAUAUUGACAGUAUACAAACACCAGACAUCAUGGACACCCUCAAUUUCGACUAUGAGAGGGACUUCAACAUUCUAAGUUACAUCAAUGAUGAGGACAUUAAAGCAGUUGCAAAUGAUCUCUUUCCUGCUAUCCAAGAGAUUCCAUCUGCUGUAACCACAAUUCCUCAAGAACCAUCAGAAAAAUCAGAGUUGUCAUACUCAUCUUUAUCGCCCGAGGAAACUCAUACUUAUGCUUUACCUCCAGAAGAAGAAGAGGAGAGGGAGUCAAGUAAAAAAAUUUCUCGAAAGAGGCGGAUGAAAAGGGAUGAUGACGAUGACGAAGAUUAUGUCCCACCCUCUCACAAAAGAACAUCACGUGGUGGUAAAGCAAAAAGGAUGAUGUUGGACAUGGAGAUAAAUAGACAUAUUUUGGAAGAACUGAACAGUACAAAACGACGUGGUCGACCACCAAAGUCGAGAAUCUCCUCCAUAUCAUCAGAUUCGUCAGAAUAUUUAUUAAUCGAUACAGAAGAAUCGAAAUAUCGUGAAAUGCGCGACAAAAACAAUGAGGCAUCAAGAAGAUCGAGGUUUAAAAGGAAACUGAAAGAAAUGGCGGUCGAAAAUGAGGCGGAUGAAUUGGCUGAGAAGAACAUCAAACUCAAAGCACAAGUUGAAGAAUUGGAAAAGACUGUUACGACCUUCAGAAGUAAUUUAAUGAAAUUGCUAAUGAAUAAAUAACAUUAUUACAUUAAAGGCAGUUAAUUACAUCGUACAUCAUCCACUACUACUUUGCCUACCUGACUAGCUAUUUGUUAAUUUUAAGUUUUUAAGUUUAAUGUUAAGUUUUGCAUGUAUGUAUGUUGUACCAACAGGGGCGUGUUUACUAUAAUCGUUUUAAAUAUGUUAA